This is a messenger RNA of Talaromyces amestolkiae, 1251 nucleotides long. RefSeq lists its product as uncharacterized. NCBI's taxonomy places the organism in Eukaryota, Fungi, Ascomycota, Eurotiomycetes, Eurotiales, Trichocomaceae. The transcript has 5 exons. The record is from RefSeq and is a predicted model, not a curated record. Gene Ontology annotation, molecular function: oxidoreductase activity; nucleotide binding. Bases 1 to 1251 code for a protein of 416 amino acids. Gene Ontology annotation, biological process: NADPH regeneration. Gene Ontology annotation, cellular component: cytoplasm.
AUGGCUCCUCCAAGUGUUCUCAUGGUCGGCACAGGCGAGUACACCACUGGGUUCGUCGGUGGUGGCGCCUCCGGGUCAGACAAGAAAGUCGGCGUGGUCGGACUGACCAUGUUCGACUUGCGACGACGAGGCAAAGUCGGCAAAUUGAGCAUGGUGGGCGUGUCUGGACGAAAGUUUCCUGCUAUUAAGCAACACCUCCAUAAAAAUAUUUCCGAAGUCUACAACGGCCUCGACGUCUCCUUUGAGUCAUUCCCAGCCGACGACCAGACAGACCCGGACGCGUACAAAGCCGCCAUUGACGCUCUCGAGCCAGGCUCAGCAAUCACCAUCUUCACCCCGGACACAACCCACUACCCAAUCGCACUGUACGCCAUCCAGCGCAAAAUCCACGUGCUUAUCACAAAACCCGCGACAAAGCUUCUAGAAGACCACUUGAAGUUACUCGAAGAAUCUCGCAAACAUGGCGUCUUCGUCUUCAUUGAGCACCACAAGCGCUUCGACCCCGCCUAUGCCGAUGCGCGCGCCAAAGCCCAGAAACUGGGCGACUUCAACUACUUUUACAGUUAUAUGAGCCAACCCAAAUUUCAGCUUGAGACUUUCAAGGCCUGGGCUGGAAAGGACAGUGAUAUCUCAUACUACCUCAACUCGCACCAUGUGGAUAUCUGCGAGAGUAUGGUCCCUGAAUAUACGCCAGUGAAGGUCACUGCGUCGGCUAGUACGGGCACAGCGUGGGAUUUGGGAUGUGUUGCGGAAACAGAAGAUACCAUUACGUUACUUGUGGAUUGGAGGAAGAAGUCUGAUCCAAGCCGGGUGGCUACGGGUGUUUAUACAGCGAGUUGGACAGCGCCGCAGAAGGCGGGUGUUCAUUCAAACCAGUACUUUCACUAUAUGGGAUCCAAGGGUGAAAUUCGCAUCAACCAAGCCAAGCGUGGCUACGACGUCGCAGACGAUGAGCAGGGUCAUCUCGUCUGGUACAACCCAUUCUACAUGCGCUACGCCCCCGACGAAGAAGGCAACUUCGCCGGUCAAACAGGAUACGGCUACAUCAGCUUCGAGAAAUUCAUCGAUGCUGUCACGGCGCUCAACGAAGGACGCGUAACGCUCGACGAACUCGACAAGAGGGGAUUACCUACAUUGCGGAAUACGAUUGCCACCACUGCGAUUUUGCAUGCUGGUCGGAAGUCGUUGGAUGAGAAGAGGAGUGUGGAGAUUGUUAGUGAUGGGUCUGAUAAUGGCUGGAGCUUCAAAUAG